CGGCGCUGUCCCUUCCGCCCCGGCGACGCCAGCGUCCCUUUGUGUCCGGGCGGGUGCGCCGAGCACCCCGGGGCGCUGCCAUUUCGCUUCCGCGCGGAGCCCUGGGCCGCGCUCGUCUGUCAGCCUCGGACCCGCGGCCGGCGGUGAAAAGGUGCCCGUCUCCCUGACCCACAGCUCAUGACUCAGAAGAGGGAAAAGCUGAGGGACGAUGGACGCAAAAGCUCGCAAUUGUCUGCUGCAGCACCGAGAAGCCCUGGAGAGGGACAUCAAGACGUCCUACAUCAUGGACCACAUGGUUGGGGACGGGGUCUUGACAGUAGCAGAGGAGGAGAAAGUGAAAAACGAGCCCACGCAACAGAAACGGGCAGCCAAGCUAAUCAAGACGCUCCUUACCAAGGACGAUCACUCCUACAUCUCCUUCUACAACGCCCUGCUGCUGGAGGGCUACAGAGAUCUCGCCGCCCUGCUGCACGGCGCGGUUCCCGCCGGCCCCUCUUCCAGCGGCAAAGACUCGCUUGGCGGAGUGACUUCAUACGUAAGAACAGUCCUCUGUGAAGGCGGAGUGCCCCAGAGGCCAGUUGUCUUUGUUACUAGGAAGAAGCUGGUGAAUGCCAUCCAGCAGAAGCUCGCCAGUCUGAAUGGGGAGCCUGGCUGGGUGUCCGUCUAUGGCAUGGCCGGCUGCGGGAAGUCUGUGCUAGCUGCGGAAGCUGUCCGAGACCACUUCUUCCUAGAAAGUUGCUUCCCCGGGGGUGUGCACUGGGUCUCCGUCGGGAAACAGGACAAGUCUGGGCUGCUGAUGAAGCUGCAGAACCUUUGUGCCCGGCUGGGCCAGGACGAGGCUUUCUCCCAGAGGCUUCCCCUCAACAUCGAGGAGGCUAAAGACCGUCUCCGUCUUCUGAUGCUGCGUGAACACCCCAGGUCUCUCUUGAUCUUGGAUGAUGUUUGGGAUCCUUGGGUGUUAAAAGCCUUUGACAAUCAGUGUCAGAUUCUUCUCACCACCAGGGACAAGAGUGUCACAGACUCCGUGAUGGGUCCCAAACACUUAGUCCCUGUGGAGAGUGGCUUAGGAAAAGAAAAAGCACUUGAAAUUCUGUCCCUUUUUGUUAAUAUGAAAAAGACAGAACUGCCGGAACAAGCCCACAGUAUCGUGAAAGAGUGUAAAGGUUCUCCUCUAGUGGUAUCUUUAGUUGGCGCCCUUUUACGGGAUUUUCCCAACCGCUGGGAAUACUACCUCAGACAACUUCAGAACAAACAGUUCAAGAGAAUAAGGAAAUCAUCAUCAUAUGAUUAUGAAGCUCUGGACGAAGCCAUGUCUAUCAGUGUGGAGAUGCUUAGAGAAGACAUCAAGGAUUACUAUACAGACCUUUCUGUCUUUCAGAAGGAUGUUAAGGUGCCUACAAAGGUGUUGUGCAUCCUCUGGGACAUGGAGACUGAGGAAGUUGAGGACAUCCUGCAAGAGUUUGUCAACAAGUCCCUCUUAUUCUGCGAUCGGAACGGAAAGUCAUUUCGUUAUUACUUACAUGACCUUCAAGUCGAUUUUCUCACGGAGAAGAACCGCAGCCGACUUCCGGAUCUGCAUAAGAAGAUGAUCACUCAGUUCCAGAGAUGUCACCGGCUCCCUGCCCUCUCAGCAGACCAGGAGGACUGCAUGUACUGGUGUAACUUCCUGGCCUAUCACAUGGCCAGCGCCAACAUGCAUAGGGAACUUUGUGCUUUAAUGUUUUCCCUGGAUUGGAUUAAAGCAAAAACAGAACUCGUAGGCCCUGCUCAUCUGAUUCAUGAAUUUGUGGAAUACAGGCAUAUAUUGGAUGAAAAGGAUUGUGCAGUCUGUGAGAGUUUUCAAGAGUUUUUAUCUUUAAACGGACACCUUCUUGGGCGACAACCAUUUCCUAAUAUUGUCCAGCUGGGUCUGUGUGAGCCAGAGACUUCAGACGUCUAUCAGCAGGCAAAGCUGCGGGCCAAGCAGGAGGCGGAUGCCGGAGCGCUUUACCUGGAAUGGAUAAAUAAAAAAAACAUCAAGAACCUCUCGCGCCUCGUUGUCCGCCCCCACACAGAUGCUGUUUACCAUGCUUGCUUUUCUGAGGAUGGUCAGAGAAUCGCUUCCUGCGGGGCUGACAGAACUUUACAGGUGUUCAAAGCGGAGACAGGAGAGAAACUCCUAGAGGUCAAGGCUCACGAGGACGAAGUACUUUGCUGUGCGUUCUCUGCAGAUAACCAAUUUGUAGCCACUUGUUCUGUGGAUAAGAAAGCAAAGAUCUGGAAUUCUGGGACCGGCGAGCUAGUGCAGACCUAUGAAGAGCAUUUGGACCAGGUCAACUGCUGCUGCUUCACCACCGGCAGCCGCCACCUUCUGCUCGCCACAGCGUCCAGUGACAGCUUCCUCAAGCUCUGGGAUUUGAAUAAGAAAGAAUGUCGAAAUACCCUGAUGGACCACACACAUCCAGUUCACCACUGCAGAUUCUCACCUGAUGAUAAGCUCCUGGCAAGCUGUUCAGCUGAUGGAACGUUAAAGCUCUGGGAUGUAAAAUCUGCAAACAAAGUGAAAAGCAUCAACGUGAAGCAGCACUUGCUAAGCUCAGCGGAGCCUCAAGAAGACACGGAAGUGAUAGUGAAGUGUUGCUCGUGGUCUGCUGAUGGCACCAGCAUCAUGGUGGCGGCAAAAAACCAAAUCUUUCUCUUUGCCAUUCAUACCAGUGAGCUGCGGGCAGCAGUCCACACAGGCCACCACAGCACCAUCCAGUACUGUGACUUCUCCCCGCAGAGUGACUUGGCAGUGGUGGCUUCGUCCCAGUACUGUGUGGAGUUGUGGAAUAUGGAAUCAUGUCUAAAGGUUGCUGAUUGCAGAGGACACUUAAGUUGGGUUCAUUGUGUGAUGUUCUCUCCUGACGGAUCGUCCUUCCUGACAUCUUCGGAUGACCAGACAAUCAGGCUCUGGGAGACAAAGAAAGUGUGUGAGAACUCUGAUACAGUUUUGAAGCAAGAAAUAGAUGUCGCAUUCAAAGAUAGCGAAGUGAUGAUUCUCGCAGUUGACAAUGCAAGACAUUUGCAACUCAUUAGUGGAAAAACAAGUCAGAUUGAUUAUCUGGCAGAAGCUCAGGUUAGUUGCUGCUGCUUAAGUCCAGAUCUUCAGCACAUCGCCUUUGGAGACGAAGAUGGAGCCGUUAAGGUGCUAGAACUGCUCAACAACAGACUCUUCCAGCCCCGGACCGGGCACUCGAGCACAGUGCGGCACGUGCAGUUCACAGCCGACAGCAAGACUCUGAUCUCCAGCUCUGACGGCUCUGCGAUUCAGGUGUGGAACUGGCAGUCAGAAGAAUAUGUCUUUCUGCAAGCACAUCAGGAAACAGUGAAAGACUUCAGGCUUCUGAAAGACUCAAGACUGCUUUCGUGGUCAUUUGAUGGGACAGCGAAGGUGUGGGAUAUCAUCACUGGAAACAUGGACAAGGACUUUGCUUGUCACCAGGACACAGUACUCUCCUGCGAUGUCUCCUCAGAUGCUGCCAAGUUUUCAUCUACCUCUGCUGACAAGACUGCAAAGAUCUGGAGCUUUGAGCUCCCCUCCGCUCUCCAUGAGCUGAAGGGUCACAAAGGCUGUGUGCGCUGCUCUGUCUUCUCGGUGGACGGAACCCUGCUGGCGACUGGAGAUGACAACGGAGAGGUCAGGAUCUGGGACUCCUGCACUGGAGAGCUCCUUCACCUGUGCGCCCCAGUUCCUGUAGAAGGUGGAGUGGCUACCCACGGAGGCUGGGUGACUUCCCUCCGCUUCUCUCCAGAUGGUACAAUGCUUGUCGCUGCCGGAGGGCAUCUCGAGUGGUGGAAUGUUGUCACCGGGGAGUCCUCACAGACCUUCUAUACAAACGGAACCAAUCUUAAGAAAAUACACGUGUCCCCAGACUUCAGAACAUACGUGACUGUUGAUAACCUCGGCAUCUUAUACAUUUUGCAGAGUUUAGACUAAAGCAUUGAAGCAUUGAUGGAGGCUGAACAGCUCUCUGUAAAUUUUAAUUGGAAAAAUCCCAGUGAAACUGUAUUUCUACUCUUUCUAAAGCUGUGAACCAUUCGCAGUAUUACACUUGCACAGAAGUGUUGUGACUGGGUCAGUAACAUCGAUGUCGCCAUUUCCCAGAUGAGCCAAGCUCCUCAUCACCGGCAUGAACAGUCUGGCCUCCAUGCACACGCGGAUGGAUGCAGACUUGUCACGCUGCUGGCAGAGCUCUCUCCAGUGUUCAGACUGGCCGGCACGACUAGUGAGUGAUCUGGAGGGAAUCCGUGUCUUCACGCGCUCAUUCUGCCAGCCGCUCCUGGGAUUUGGGGCUGCCGUCCAGGGCCUCACUUGCUGAGGCUACAGCUCUCCCAUGCAGUCUUGGGGCUUAUUUGCCCCUUGCAGAUUGGUCUGAAGAACGUUGUCUGCUGACAUUUUGCAGCAAGCCUUCUGACUCACGGGACAGCGGGGUCUGGAUCUCAGAAGGUCUCCGUGUGCAGGGAGAGCUUCCUCUGCUCCCCUUCUCUCUCCACUCACCACCGCGUGGCAGCCCCGUCGUGCUGGGCGUGGGCUCCUUGUCUGUGUCUGAGUCGGACGCUCUCCUGCUCUGUCUGUCUCCAUAUUUACACCAGACCCCCUGCACCCAGGGCUUUGCUGGGAUUCUUCUGCUCCUGGACUUUUGUUUUAACCUCUUUUUUUUUAAUAGAUAGAGGGGGAGAGAUAGAGAGGAAGACAAAGAUACAGUGAUUCUCUAAGGCUUGCUUCCCCACUGAAUGGUGCUCUGGUUGGUAGCUGGAGGCUUGAACCCUGGUCCUUGUACACGGUGAAGUGUGCGCUCUGCUGGACAAGCUGUCUCCUGGCCCCUGAACCUGACCUCUCUCUUCACUUUUCCUCAGCUGCUCCACGUUUAAAUGUUGACCAGUCAGACUGACCCAACGGAACACAUUUUAAUAAUACAUGCUAACAGUGGGUUUUUGCUAAGUAAUGUAAGAAAAAAAUUUUUUUCUAGUUAUAUUUGCUUUUACAAUUAGGACUACCAGUGUUAUUCUCUU
Erinaceus europaeus (western European hedgehog) is the source of this 5034-nucleotide messenger RNA. RefSeq names its product apoptotic peptidase activating factor 1 (gene APAF1). Gene Ontology annotation, cellular component: apoptosome. The transcript has 28 exons. Gene Ontology annotation, molecular function: protein binding; ADP binding. The record is from RefSeq and is a predicted model, not a curated record. Bases 209 to 3958 code for a protein of 1249 amino acids. Lineage: Eukaryota; Metazoa; Chordata; Mammalia; Eulipotyphla; Erinaceidae. Gene Ontology annotation, biological process: regulation of apoptotic process; apoptotic signaling pathway.